AUGAGGCUCGCUGUUGCUGCUCGUUUCUGCCGAGAAGGGAGAGAGACGACGGGAAUUUUGAGGAGGAAGGAGAUGAGGGGCGAUUUGCAGAGUUCUGGAACGGGAAGAAGAAAUGAAAUUGCGGCGCUCUCUCUCGCUCUCGGCUUUAAUAGAGGGGAGAAAAUUAGGCUCAAUACAACAAUAAAUUGGACGGGCCUGUUCAUAGCGGAUAAAUCCAAGUACUUGAGGAAUAAAAUCCUCCACGAUGCGGCCACUGAGCUUGUUCUUCCUAGGGCGAGCUUCUCAAGCGAAUUGAGCUCUCAUAUGGGGGAUUGGGCCGGUGAGGUUCUGACCCAAGAGGUUGAUUCCAGUGACGACCCGCCGGUGAUUUUGGGGAAUCGGCACGCAGUGGGGUCGGGUGCCCAGGAAUCAAGCAUCGGGUGUUAG
Molecule: messenger RNA, 426 nt
Organism: Striga asiatica
Lineage: Eukaryota; Viridiplantae; Streptophyta; Magnoliopsida; Lamiales; Orobanchaceae
Source: the annotation of a GenBank genome assembly